Messenger RNA from Salmo salar (Atlantic salmon), 4883 nucleotides. Its product is annotated as ras GTPase-activating protein-binding protein 2. Gene Ontology annotation, molecular function: mRNA binding. NCBI's taxonomy places the organism in Eukaryota, Metazoa, Chordata, Actinopteri, Salmoniformes, Salmonidae. Gene Ontology annotation, cellular component: cytosol; ribonucleoprotein complex. The record is from RefSeq and is a predicted model, not a curated record.
UGUCCAGUGUAAAAAUAUCAUUGGCUACUCCACUGUCACGGGGGUUCCCUGCCCUAGAUUGCAGGGGUUAGACAAUACAUUUGAAGUCUAUCGCUUUAAAUUCCAAUCUCUGAUACAGCAGAGAUCAUAAAGUCUGUCAGUAGAGGGUGAGAAAUAUUAUAAAUUACACCUGAAAUAUUCUUCAUAUUUCAGAGUAUAGUCUUUGGCGACCAGAAUCGUUUAUAGUCAUAGUUAUUUAAUCACUGUGUUCAAUUAGAUAGGUAUUUCAAAAGCACUUGAUAUUGAUUACCAAAGAAAUGGUGAUGGAGAAGCCAAGUCCCCUGCUUGUAGGGCGGGAGUUUGUGAGGCAGUAUUACACACUCUUAAACAAAGCACCUGAUUUCCUGCACAGGUUCUAUGGAAGGAACUCCUCCUAUGUUCAUGGCGGACUCGACUCCAACGGGAAGCUUGCAGAAGCGGUGUAUGGCCAAGCGGAAAUCCACAAGAAGGUCCUGUCCCUGCAGUUCCAAGAAUGCCACACGAAGAUCAGACACGUGGACGCCCAUGCCACUCUGACUGACGGCGUUGUGGUCCAAGUGCUGGGUGAGCUCUCCAACAACGGCCAGCCGAUGAGGAAGUUCAUGCAGACUUUUGUGCUCGCUCCAGAGGUGCGUAGUACGGGUUCCGUGGCAAACAAGUUCUACGUACACAACGACAUCUUCCGCUAUGAGGAUGAGGUUUUCGGCGACUCUGAGGCUGAACUUGAUGAGGAAUCUGAAGAGGAGGUUGAGGAGGAGCAGGAGGAGAGACAGCCGUCCCCAGAGCCACUCCAGGACAGUCCUAACAGCACUACUUACUACGAGCCUCACCCUGUCAUCAAUGGUGUUGAGGAGCCCAUGGAGGAGCCGGCUCCAGAGCCUGAGCCCGAGCCUGAACCGGAGCCCGAGGUAGAGGAGCUGAAGCCCGACGUGGAGGAGAAGGUGAUGGAGGAGCUGGAGGAGAAAGCCCCCUCCCCGGUCCCCAUAGAGUCCCCACCCAGCACCCAGGAGGCCCCCAAGACCUUCUCCUGGGCCUCGGUGACCAGUAAAAACCUGCCUCCUAGCGGUACAGGACCCUCCUCUGGAAUCCCCCCCCAUGUUGUUAAAGCACCAAGCUCACAGCCCAGAGCGGAGACCAAACCUGAGAGCCAGACGGCCCCUCUCCGGGGACCCCGGGACCAGCGCCCCCGCGACAGACCAGCCUUCGUACAGCGAGCAUCCAGACCUGAUGGUGUUGCACCUUCAGAAUCACAAACCGGGAAACCCCACUUCAGUUUUGUCAACAAAGGUCGGGGCGAGGCGGACCCUGGUGAGAUGGACAGCAGAAGGAUCAUCCGGUACCCAGACAGCCACCAGCUCUUUGUGGGCAACCUCCCUCAUGACAUUGACGAGGCAGAGCUCAAGGACUUCUUCAUGACUUUUGGCAAUGUAGUGGAGCUGAGGAUCAACACCAAGGGAGUCGGAGGAAAGCUGCCAAACUUUGGAUUUGUGGUCUUCGACGACUCUGACCCUGUCCAGAGAAUCCUGGGGGCGAAGGUAUGGGGGCCCAUCAUGUUCCGCGGCGAGGUGCGUCUGAACGUAGAGGAGAAGAAGACCAGGGCGGUACGUGAGCGGGAGGUCCGUGGCGGAGGAGACGACCGCAGAGACAUGGGGAGACGCGGCGACAGGGGCCCCGGCGGCCCGCGAGGAGGCAUGGUGGCCGGCAGCGGGAAUAUGCGUGACGGCAGGGGCCCCCCACCCAGGGGCGGCAUGGGUGCUCCCAAGCCCGGCCUGGGCUCUGGAAGAGGAGCAGGAGGAACCGCCGAGGGCCGCUUCACCACCCAGCGCCGCUGAUAGUGCCACCUGCAGUUCGGAAGUAGUACCACGUUCUUCAUCUUCUACCGUUCUCGUUAACGAAAAAAUCUACAUGUAUAAACGUAUAUACUUUUGUUUGUUUAUUUUCGUUUCGGUAAAAAAAGUAUUUUUGGCUUUGGAAUGUGACACAGCCUGUCAACUAUUUCUUCUUUGAUGUGACAGACAAAAAUGAGCAAACGUAAUAUUUGCAUUUUCGCUUUACUUAGCUGUGAGCUGAGCGUCCUUUUCCAGUGUUGUCAAGAAUUCACAAACAUUAAUUUGUAAAUUUGAGGAAAAGCAACCAGGAGUAAUCUGCAACGUUAUAGGAGGAGGGACUGAUAGACUUUUACCUACGAUAAUACAGCCCAUCAUUUGGAAUAGAGAUUAUUAUGCCUCGACUUACCGGGGCGCUACGUCAUGAAACCCCUCUUAAUGCACAUUUUAUAUGUGGGAGUUCUCUGCCUGUUACUGUUGGGAAAGCAUGAGGUGAAUUUCCUGCUAUGGGGGGGCUUGCAUUUAGUUUUUUUCCUUUUCAAAGAACACUGCUUAAAACAAAUUGCAUAAUGCACUCAUCAAUAUGCACUAAUGGGUACUUUUGUCAUGUUACAUUGACAUCCUGGGAACGCAGCUGGUUGAGACAUCUACUGUUGUCUCAAAGCUAAACGACGUGACAAGGCAGGCCUCCACUUCAGGCCUGUUUACUGUGACCAAUAUACUUUUUUUUCUCACAUCUUUCAUCUGCGAACCCAUAACUAUGCUUCAAUUACUGCAGGAAUACAACAAGACACAACAAACCAAUCUACAGAAUGAUUAUUUUCCUAAAUGAAUUUAAUAAAAAGCUGAAAGUUCCUGGACUUCACCGAACGGGGAAAUAAAAGGCUGGUCCACAGACACAAACCAAGCUGACCAAUAGGAGAGUGGUGGUGAUAAUGUUUGUGGAGACUCGCUCCCUAUUCUUUGUUGAUACAAAGUUUUCUUUUUUUAAUUUUUUUCUUCAUGCAUUCCCCCCACCCUUGCCAGAACCGUGAAACUGCCCCCCCUCCCUCUCCCUCCAUUCCCCGUCAAGUGUACGGAGGAACGUAAUAAAUGUACAGCAAAAAUCAUAGUUCACUGUAUGAUUUAAUUCUUUUUUUUUUCAACUUGACUAUAAAAGCAUGAUGGUGCCUUCUAUUUCAUCUUUCCAGUCUUACUAGUGAGUUGAGGUCGGGGUGUCCGGUGUCGCUCCCAGCUCCAGUUGAACUACUCUACCUACUGAGGCCAGGAGAAUUUGCAGUGUUCUUCACAGGAUUAUAAUGUUUUUCUGGUGCACAUUUCACUCUCCCAUAAGUACUGUUCAACUACCUAAGAUGAUGUGCUGCAAGUUGUGCAUUUGUUUAUAGUAUCUGCUCUGGGGUUUUGAAGAGACUAGAGAGACAACAGGUGCCUGAAGUUUUAAUGUUAAAUGUCCCAGAGAUGCGUUAUUAUGUGAAAGGACUCAUUGGAACAUACUAGUCAUGGUGUGUGUGUGAUUCUUGGUUAGUCAAGCAAAUGGGAUCAGUUGAUAGUUUGGAUCUGCAGUAUUGACGAGUGGUUUGCUUAGUAACUGUAACGGACAGUGAAAAUGAAAUGCCCUCUUAAAGGAAACCGUUGUAUUGCACGUCUCAGACGUGGGCUACUAAACGGUUCUGAAUCGGUACGGUCAGUCGGCGCAGCGUGGUCUUUGUCUCGAACGGUGGCACACGGAAUAAGCCCUGGAUCCAAGGGCAUCCGACUGUUUCAUCAACAACAAACAUUUUUCGUUGGCAGCAAUUUUUGUAAAAUGGUCGUCUUAGGUGUGGUUUAGCCUUAGUGCAAACUUGAUCUGGGAUGACACUCACUUUUUUUAAUCCAUUUAUGCGUUCAUAUUUUUUUAAAUGCUGAUGAUAUUCAAUGUGCUGUGUACCGAUUUUUCUAUUUUUUUUUUCCACUAAGGCAAGUCAAAAUAAGAUUUCCAGUACUCUGCCAGUGGAAUGGGAAGUUUUCUUUUUGUGACUGUGUGAAAGGGAAGACCUCGGUUUCAACCUGGAAUAGAAUCGGAGGAGAAAUGACAAAUAUUUUGCACUUCUUUUUUUCUUAUACUGGUCUUCUUGCACUGAAACGGAAAGUUAAAUCUGAUGUAGCGCCUUUUCCAAAAUGUCGUACUGAGGUCUUCCUUGUCAGGUGGUAUUGCGCUAUUUCUGGGACAAUCUGUCACAGUAAAAACACUUUCUACAUCCUACCCCCUUUUUGACAUAGCUCUCAUAAUUCAUUUUCUCGUGGCGUGGGCCAGCUUAAAAAGCCAGUCACUGGUGGUUCCUGAAAUGCAUGCACCUUUUGGUUGGAAUGGAGCGACGCGCCGAACACUGGUGUGUGUGUUAUGGGAAGAGGCCAUUUUGAAAUUGAGCCCCUUUCUCCAGGAACCCAUUGUUGGUCACUGCAGAGCUACACCCCUCCCCAUGUUUCCACAUAUGGACAAGUUUCACAGUUGCCUAUAUACUCAUCAUGUGAGUUUCAUAUUAUGGCUAAGAAAAGGGCACUUACUGCGAUUUUACUUUUGCAAUGGGCAACAAGGGCGAGGAGAGUCAGUCGAGUGGAAUGCCAUCAUGCUUUCUGGCUAGUUUUCUGAUGUCAGUGCUUUAAAACUCAGUGGUGUUAAAAUGUUUAUUGGGAGCAGAUUUGUACUUUAAUUUUUUUUGCUCUGAAAUUUCAGUGAAAACCCCCAUCUCUACCCCCAAGUUUCAAAGGACCCCCUAAAGCAAAGGCUGUAAACUUUUUCCACUGUUGAAAAAUGCUGUAGAGUGGAUUUAAAUGUAUAUCAUUCCAGUCCUCUUUUCAGUGGAAUAGGAUUUCCUUCCUGGCUUUAGCAAGUGUGGUACGCUAAGCAGUCAGUUGGUUGCCAUCUUAAUUUACUGUGUUUACCUUCUACUUGUUUGCUAGUAGAAACAAAAAAAUGUGUUGCAGAUGGAGCAAAUUUGUUUUAGUUUUCCAUUUUGAAUGUGUUUGGACUUAACAUACAAUAAACUACUGAUAUCUGCA